AGACACUCACAAAUAAUCUACGGUUAGUUCAGUAUUGAAAAUUAGUCUGUAAAUAUUUAUUAAAACGUUAACUACUAUGGAGAGUGAAAAUGUAGAAGAUAUAAUUAAAUCAAUAAAUCAAAUUGAUAUUGAAGAUGAGCCGGGUACAGAAAAAUAUAUUAGUAAUCCGUGGGCGGUUAAUUAUAAACCCCAAGCAACACUGCGCUAUAUUCCCCUAAAAUAUAUAGAUUUCGAGGAAUACGUAAAGGAAAAUUGUCACAACAAAAUAAAAAUUUUAAAUCGCGAAAUAUUUCAUGAAAUGAAACGUCCCAUUGUUAUAUUUUUCAAUCAUUUUCGGGAAAAAUGUGCCUAUCACACAAAGUGGCUGGACAGAAUGUAUGAAUUGUCAAUGAAAUAUGGUGAUCGUAUUGAAUUCAUUGCAGCCGAUAUGAACGAUAUUGAUGUUAUAUAUCCGGGAAGAAAUCCAAUAAAUUUCUUUUGCCGACUAGUACGUCCCGAAGAUGAGUCGCCCAAUACAUAUGCCAUAGAUGAAAAGAAGAGAAUACACACUCACUAUGACGCCUACAAAACAGUGGAGACUCUAUCCGAAUUAUGUGAAAAUCUAUUGAAUGGCAAACUAUUUCCCUCGCUGCCCAUACCGGAAAAUAAUGACACAAAUUUGGUUAAAAUAUGUGUACAUGAUAACUAUGAAGAAUUAAUAUUAAAAUCUAGCCGAAAUAUCUUUCUAAUUGCAAAUUUAGAUCGUUAUCAUUUUAGUGAGUACGAACCAAAUUACGAUAAUAUAGCAUUGGCCUUAAAAGACUAUAACUUGGAUAUUGUUUACAUGGAGGCUGAAAAGAAUUAUAUACCCUUUGAGUAUCAAGUUAACAGCUAUCCCACCAUAUUAUUUAUACCACAUAAUGAUAAAAAUAAUUUUAUAUAUUAUGAAGAUUUUAGAAAAGAAGAUGUUAUAAUUGAAUUUUUGAAAAAUGUCAUGGAUGACCCAGAGUUUUUGCUACUUAAACAGCAAGAGUUGAAAACAAGAAUCUUACGGAAAACAAUGAAAGUAGCCGAUGAUUUUCAAAUAGAUUUUAUGGAUUUACCACAAUUUUUACAAGAAAAUUUCGAUAACCGCUAUAAAGUUUUCGAACGUAAAAUUCUUGAAGAUCCCAAAAGAUUUUAUAUUCGUAUUUUGAUAUUUAUGGACUUUCCGAAUAUGAAAUGCCUGUCUCAUCACAUACAAUGGCUUGAUAAAAUCUAUCAGGUGGUUGAACGAGCAUAUUCAUUUCAAUUUUUUAUUGCAGACUUUAAGGAUAUAGAUGUAAUCAACAGUCAAUGGAAAGCAGAAGACUUAAUCAAGUCUGCCCAAGGAAAACCGAAAAUAUACGCCUUUGAUCACCUUUGGCACACAUAUGAAUUCAAAGAUUUUACUUCUAUACCCUCGUUAUUUUAUUUUACUUCAAGUCUACAAAGUCGUCACUUUUACUAUUCUCAAGUAUAUCCAAGAAAAAAUAUACAUCAAUUGGUUAAAGAAUGGACGGCGGAUUAUUUUAAUAUUUUUCUUAAGAAAACUAAAAAACAUACUUUUAUAACAUUUUACUUAUCGGAUGAUGAGAAUACUGAAAAACUCUUGAAUUUAUUGGAUAUUAUUGCUGAAGAUGUUAAAGCUUUAAAUGUUGAAGUGGUAAAAUUCGAUGCUCAUCUAAACUAUGUGGAUUUGGAGUAUGCUCAGGAAAGAUAUCCAGUGCAAUAUUUUAUAUCUAAACAUAAUAAAAGAGAUAGUAGAAUUUAUCGUGGUAACGAUUUAAGUAGAGAUAAAAUAUUGGAGUUUAUUAAAAGUCAAGUGGAGAAAAAAUAAAGUUUUAAAAAUCGUUGUUUUUUUCAACAUUUAUUUAGAUUACUAUUUCUUUUUUUUAUACGAAUGCUUUUAUAUUUUGCUGAAUAAUAAAGUCUUUUUUCUUUAUAUUUAAACAAAUCUUCUUAAUUCGUUUUA
Messenger RNA from Lucilia cuprina (Australian sheep blowfly), 1972 nucleotides. RefSeq lists its product as uncharacterized. Gene Ontology annotation, cellular component: endoplasmic reticulum. The record is from RefSeq and is a predicted model, not a curated record. Bases 77 to 1837 code for a protein of 586 amino acids. The transcript has a single exon. Gene Ontology annotation, biological process: protein folding; response to endoplasmic reticulum stress. Gene Ontology annotation, molecular function: protein disulfide isomerase activity. NCBI's taxonomy places the organism in Eukaryota, Metazoa, Arthropoda, Insecta, Diptera, Calliphoridae.